Pteronotus mesoamericanus is the source of this 4035-nucleotide messenger RNA. It is a transcript of the gene ITGAM, whose product is annotated as integrin subunit alpha M. Bases 47 to 3505 code for a protein of 1152 amino acids. The transcript has 30 exons. The record is from RefSeq and is a predicted model, not a curated record. Gene Ontology annotation, biological process: cell-cell adhesion; integrin-mediated signaling pathway; cell adhesion mediated by integrin. Gene Ontology annotation, cellular component: integrin complex; external side of plasma membrane. Gene Ontology annotation, molecular function: integrin binding. Lineage: Eukaryota; Metazoa; Chordata; Mammalia; Chiroptera; Mormoopidae.
UUCCCGGCUUCGGUGGUACAAGCAGCCAAAGGGUCUUGCUCCAGCCAUGACUCAGAGAGUCCUUCUGUUAACAGCCUUGGCCUUAUGUCAUGGGUUCAACCUGGACACUGAAAAUGCAGUGAUCUUUAAAGAGAAUGCAAGGAGCUUCGGGCAGAGCGUGGUCCAGCUUGAGGGAUCCCGGGUGGUGGUUGGAGCCCCUCUGGAGAUAAAGGCUGUCAACCAAACAGGAGGCCUCUACGAGUGUGACUAUAGCACGACCACCUGUGGGCCCAUCCAGCUGCAGGUACCUCCGGAGGCUGUGAACAUGUCCUUGGGUCUGUCUCUGGCAUUUGCCACUAACCCUUUCCGGUUGCUGGCCUGCGGUCCCACCCUACAUCAAACUUGCAAGGAGAACAUCUAUGCAAAAGGUUUAUGCUUCCUGUUUGGAUCCAACCUACUGCAGCCGCCCCAGAGGUUCCCAAAGGCCCUAAGAGGUUGCCCUCAACAAGAUAGUGACAUCGCUUUCUUGAUUGAUGGCUCUGGUAGCAUUGCCCCACAUGACUUUAAGAAGAUGAAGGAGUUUGUCUCAACUGUGAUGAAUCAGUUUUCAAAGUCUAAAACCUUGUUCUCUUUGAUGCAGUACUCUGAAGACUUCCGGACUCAUUUCACCUUCAAAGAGUUCAAGGAUAACCCUAACCCUAAACAACUGGUGACGCCAAUAGAUCAGCUGUAUGGGAAGACACACACUGCCACAGGAAUCCGCAAAGUAGUAAGAGAACUGUUUAACAGCAACAGUGGAGCCCGGGAGAAUGUCCUUAAGAUCCUAGUUGUCAUCACAGAUGGAGAAAAGUAUGGUGAUCGCUUGGAGUACAAGGAUGUCAUCCCUGAGGCAGACAGAGAGGGUAUCAUUCGCUACGUCAUUGGGGUGGGAGAUGCCUUCAGAAGUGUGAGUUCCCGUGAAGAGCUUAAUACCAUUGCAUCCAAGCCACCUCGUGAUCAUGUGUUCCAGGUGAAUAACUUUGAAGCUCUGAAGACCAUUCAAAACCAGCUUCAGGAAAAAAUCUUUGCAAUUGAGGGUACUCAAACAGGAAGUACCAGCUCCUUUGAGUAUGAGAUGUCUCAGGAAGGCUUCAGUGCUUCCAUAACUUCCGAUGGUCCCUUGCUGGGUGCCGUGGGGAGCUUUGACUGGGCUGGUGGAGCUUUUCUGCACAUGCCAAAAGAUAAAACCACCUUCAUCAACACAACCAGGAUAGAUUCAGACAUGAAUGAUGCUUACCUGGGUUAUGCUGCUGAAGUCAUCUUGCGGAACCGGAUCCAAACCCUUGUUCUGGGAGCACCUCGAUAUCAGCACACUGGCCUGGUGGCAAUGUUCAGACAGAACGCUGGUACCUGGCAGACCAAUACUGUUAUCAAGGGCAAGCAGAUUGGCUCCUACUUUGGGGCCUCCCUCUGCUCCGUGGACGUGGACAGAGAUGGCAGCUCCGACCUGGUUCUCAUCGGGGCUCCCCAUUACUAUGAGCUGACCCGGGGGGGCCAGGUGUCUGUGUGCCCCUUGCCCCGGGGGAGAGCGAGGUGGCGGUGUGAGGUCACUCUCCGAGGGGAGCAGGGCCACCCCUGGGGACGCUUCGGGGCAGCCCUGACCGUGCUGGGGGACGUGAAUGGGGACAAGCUGACGGACGUGGCCAUCGGGGCCCCGGGAGAAGAGGAGAACCAGGGUGCUGUCUACCUGUUUCAUGGAAGCUCGGGACUGGGCAUCAGCCCCUCCCACAGCCAGCGAAUUCUAGGCUCCCAGCUGUCCCUCAAGCUCCAGUAUUUUGGUCAGUCACUGAGUGGGGGUAAGGACCUCACAAUGGAUGGAUUGGUGGACCUGGCUGUAGGGGCCCAGGGACAUGUGCUGCUGCUCAGAUCCCAGCCUGUGCUGAGUGUUGAUGUGACCAUGGACUUUACACCCAAGGAAUUGGCAAGGAAUGCAUUUGAGUGUCGAGAACAUGUGGUGAGAGGCCAGAAUGCUGGGGAGGUCAGAGUCUGCCUCCAUGUACACAAGAAUACAAAGGACCGGCUGAGAGAAGGAGAGAUCCAGAGCAUCAUCACAUAUGACCUGGCUCUGGACCCAGGUCGCCGACAUCCUCGGGCCAUUUUUGAUGAGACAAAGAACAGCACACGCAGACAGACACAGAUGUUGAGGCUGAAUCAGAAAUGUGAGACACUGAAGUUACAGUUACCGACUUGUGUAGAGGAAUCAGUGACCCCCAUCACCCUGCGCCUCAACUUCUCUCUGGUGGGGCAGCCUUUGUCCUCCUUUGGGAACCUCCGGCCAGUGCUAGCUGUGGAUGCCCAGAGACUCUUCACAGCCUUGUUUCCCUUUGAGAAGAAUUGUGGCAAUGACAACAUCUGUCAGGAUGACCUCAGCAUCACCUUCAAUUUUAUGAACCUGGACACCCUGGUGGUAGGUGGUCCCCGGGACUUCAACGUGACUCUGACUGUGAGAAACCAAGGCGAGGACUCCUACAGUACUGUGGUCGCCUUCUUCUACCCACCUGGCUUGUCUUAUCGGACAGUGUCAGUGUUCCAGAACAAGCAGUCAUGGCGAUCCUGGCAUGUGACCUGCGAGUCUUAUGCUUCCACUAAAGGUCCUGAGACCUUGCAUGGCAGCACCUGCAACAUAAACCGCCCCCUCUUCCCAGGCAACUCAGAGGUCACCUUUAAUAUUACAUUGGACGUGGACUCUAAUGCUUUCCUUGGAAACAGACUACUUCUCAGGGCCAAUGUGAGCAGUGAGAACAACAUGCGGAGGACCAACAAAACUGAAUUCCAGCUGGAGCUGCCUGUGAAAUACACUGUCUACACAGUGGUCACCAGACGUGAGGACUCCACCAAAUAUCUCAACUUCACAGCUUCAGAGAAGACCAGCCAUGUUAUAAAGCAUCAAUAUCAGUUCAGCAACCUGGGGCAGAGGAGCCUCCCCAUCAGUGUGGUCUUCUGGAUCCCCAUCCAGCUGAACAAGGUGACCGUGUGGGAUCAACCUCAGGUCAUCUUCUCCCAGAAUCUAUCCAGUGCCUGCCACACUGAAGAGAGGGUCCCCCCUCAGUCUGACUUCCUGGCUGGGCUUAAGAAGACCCCAGUGCUGAACUGCUCCAUUGCUGUGUGUCAGAGGAUCCAGUGUGACAUCCAGUCCUUCAGCAGCCACGAAGAAUUCAACGUCACCCUCAAAGGCAACCUCUUGUUUGAUUGGUAUAUCAAAACUUCACAUAACUACCUCCAGGUUGUGAGCACAGCAGAGAUCUUUUUUAAUGACUCAGUGUAUACCCUGCUUCCAGGACAGGGGGCAUUUGUGAGAGCCCAGAUGGAGACCAAAGUGGAGCCAUAUAAAGUGCAUGACCCUGUACCGCUUAUCGUGGGCAGCUCUGUUGGGGGGCUGGUGCUCCUGGCCCUCAUCACCGCUGGACUGUACAAGCUCGGCUUCUUCAAACGGCAGUACAAGGACAUGAUGAGUGAAGCUGCUCCAGAAGCUGCCCCGCCCCAGUAGCAGUUCCUCCUCCAUGGAGUGCCCUCUCCUGAAGCAAGCAGGACCUUGGUUAUACCAACAUGCAGGCUGCUAGACAGACACGUCUGUCCAGUAGGAGGCUGGGGUGGUGAUGUCUCACUCAGGAAAGACCUGCUUAGGUUUUCAUUUCCAUUCAUGUGUGCAUACAAGUGUGCCUGUGAGUGUAUGUGGGUUGUGUGUGUGACUCAGAUGUCUCUUGUAUAGGGGGACAGGUAGCUUCAGCAGAUGCUCUCAGGCACAGGGAAUUGCUUGGACUUGCUUGUGUGUGAGUGAAGGUGCCGUUCAGCCUUCCUCCAGGACAGAGGUGAUGGCAGCUCUUGUGGGUGAACUUAAAGGGAAAGCAAAAGAUCCCAUCCCUGCUGAAGGAUGUGAGAACUCCCUUUGUGGGUGAGCACACAGACCUGCAGAAACCUGUACACCUGGGACCAACACUGUAUGUAGAAGCCAUGCUGGAAUGAGGAUCCAGUCAGACAAUAGGAGCCUGUCCAAACCCAUUCCACACUAGAGCUAAA